UGAUAUGUUGUGCUGCUUAAGAACUGGAACGGACAGCGCACGCUUGCUUUCUCAUCCACUUUUCACAAAGCAGCAUCCAUCUGAGCGUGCAAUACAUGUUAUAAGCUGACUUUUCUGUGACUUCCGAUGGUUUUAAAAAGCUUUAUUGCCAUGGCACAAUGGUCGAUUUUAUCUUUAUACAUUCUCCAAGGAUUGUUUCCUUUCAUCACCGGGCAGCAACAGCAGCGUACUGGCCCUUGGCGGCACCGGAUACAGUGGGAGAACAACGGGCAGGUUUACAGCUUAAUGAGCACCGGAUCCGAAUUCCAGGCUCCGGUGCGGUCCAGAAGCCAGUCGAGGGUCUACGUGAGCAGCAGGAGAGAUAGCGCCAGGAUGCCCGGGGCGCACGAAGGAACAGCGCACAGAAGAGCCAGCCAGUCUGAGCCCAGACAAUUCAGGACCGACCAAGCAACCCAGCCAGGCACUGCGCUUGGACCGGACAGCGGGCAGUACGCACCUGUUUAUGGUCGUGCGUCAGGGGCCAGAAACCAGCCUGAGCUUCACCGACAAGGAGGUGCGGGUUAUCCAGGCGCACGGCGCUACAUCCCAGAAUACACCAAUAGAAUCAACGCGUCAGCAUCGGGAAGUUUGACUGACUUUUCACGCAGUGGGGCACCGAGAAGAGGAGAUGCGGUCACCCAGGAUGCUACUGCACAGCACAGAGGCAGCAGGCCAGGGCCUGGCGCCGAGUACCAUCAGUUACGCGCGGUGCCAGAGGCAGCCUCUGUCGCCAGGCAACCCGCGCAAACGGAGCACUCCACAGCAGGACAUCCCACAGCUUCUGAAAGGGAACCUGCGGCACCCGCUCCCUUUCCUGUACUAAGCGAGGACGUCUCAGACGACACGAGUAACGGAGAGGAGAUGGUUAACGAUGACCCUCGAAACCCAUUCAAAAACCACAGGAAUUCUGUUUUUUACAACGCGUACCCAUCAAGAGGGAGGUCAGCGGCCCGCACGCGUCGUCCGCCUGGCACCGGGUAUGGAACAAGAUAUUUCCAAAAUGGACUGCCAGACCUGGUCCCAGACCCCUAUGCCAUUCAAGCAGGUGCCUACAUCCAGCGUAUGCAGAUGUACGCACUGCGCUGUGCAGCAGAGGAAAACUGUCUAGCCAGGUCGGCUUACGCACCCACCGUACGAGACAUCGACUACCGAGUCCUCCUGCGCUUCCCCCAGAAAGUGAAGAACCAAGGCACGACCGACUUCCUUCCUGUUAAGCCAAGAUACCAGUGGGACUGGCACAGCUGCCACCAGCACUACCACAGCAUGGAUGCCUUCAGUAACUACGACCUCCUGGAUGUCAUGACUGGGCAAAAGGUGGCCGAGGGACACAAGGCCAGCUUCUGCCUGGAGGACACAGGCUGUGAUGCCGGCUUCAGGCGACGCUACGCCUGCACAGCUCACACACAGGGGCUGAGCCCGGGAUGCCAUGACAUCUAUGCUGCCAAUAUCGACUGUCAGUGGAUCGACAUCACCGACGUACCUCCAGGAAACUACAUCCUAAAGGUCACUGUCAAUCCCAAUUUCCAUGUCCAAGAAUCAGACUUUUCCAACAAUGUAGUGAGAUGUGAUAUCACAUACACAGGAAUCUACGUUCAGACGCGCAACUGUCGAGUAACGAGGGGUUGAAGACUUCAGUUCCUGUACUAUUCAGAGGUGCUUUGCAUCAAGCAUUGUCCUAUGUACUGUAUUACAACAAUAAAACUUUGUGCUACAUUCCUCCCAUAGAUUUUUGUCACAUUUAUCAGUAAGACAUGCAAAAUCUGUUUACAUCGAAUUUGUAAAUUAAACUACAAGACCACACAAUAAUGCAUUUUUACUGAGGUGACAUGAUCCAUUCCAGAGGGAUAUUUUUGUACCUCUUUAGGCCUUGAAAGUGGAGGUGAAAGUAUAAGUACUGUGCUCAUGUUAUAUUUUUAUUGCUUGAAUUGUGCUGUUAUGUGCAGUCAUUAGUUUGUUCCAGUUUUAUUUAACCACUUGGUGGUGAUACUAGUAAAUUGCAAAUAUCUAUUUUUUAUGUAAAAUAUCACAGAUAGUUUGUUGGAAUACUUUUACGUGUGUUUAUGAGUGUAUACAAAAUA
Molecule: messenger RNA, 2117 nt
Organism: Myripristis murdjan (pinecone soldierfish)
Lineage: Eukaryota; Metazoa; Chordata; Actinopteri; Holocentriformes; Holocentridae
Gene: loxl5b
Product: lysyl oxidase-like 5b
Exons: 7
Coding region: 127-1665 (512 amino acids)
Biological process (GO): collagen fibril organization; peptidyl-lysine oxidation
Molecular function (GO): copper ion binding; protein-lysine 6-oxidase activity
Source: RefSeq, a predicted model, not a curated record